Glycine soja is the source of this 1835-nucleotide messenger RNA. RefSeq names its product zeatin O-glucosyltransferase-like. The transcript has a single exon. Lineage: Eukaryota; Viridiplantae; Streptophyta; Magnoliopsida; Fabales; Fabaceae. The record is from RefSeq and is a predicted model, not a curated record. The coding region runs from base 75 to 1460 and encodes 461 amino acids. Gene Ontology annotation, molecular function: UDP-glycosyltransferase activity.
AACCCAAGACACUACUACUUUCCAAAUCUGUUGCCAAAGUUGAAUAAUAGCAUCUAGCUACAAAAAUUUCCCCAAUGGCUUCGAGUGGAAAAAUCCUUCCUCACCAAACCCAAGUGGUGGCUGUUCUCAUACCGUUCGCUGCACAAGGCCAUCUCAAUCAGCUUCUGCACCUCUCACGCCUAAUCUUAUCACACAACAUAGCAGUCCAUUAUGUAUGCACUGCCACAAACAUUCGCCAAGCCACACUUCGAGACAAAAACUCCAUUUCCAACAUUCAUUUCCAUGGCUUCGAAGUUCCACCCUUUGCUUCUCCUCCUCCCAACCCCAACAAUGAAGAAACUGAUUUCCCAUCUCAUCUAAUUCCUUCCUUUGAGGCCUCUUCGCAUCUUCGCGAGCCUGUGAGGAAUCUUCUUCAGUCCCUCUCAUCUCAAGCCAAAAGGGUCAUUGUCAUCCAUGAUGCCGCAAUGGCAUCGGUGGCACAAGAUGCCACAAACAUGCCAAAUGUUGAGAAUUACACUUUUCAAAUCACGUGUGCCUUUACCACCUUCGUGUAUCUUUGGGAUAAAAUGGGAAGGCCCUCGGUUGAAGGCUUGCAUGUACCAGAAAUUCCUUCCAUGGAAGGAUGCUUCACACCCCAAUUCAUGGAUUUCAUUAUUGCACAGAGAGAUUUCGACAAAUUUAGUGAUGGAUACAUCUACAACACAAGCAGGGCAAUUGAAGGUUCUUACAUUGAGUCGAUGGAGCGCAUCAGUGGUGGCAAGAAGAUUUGGGCACUGGGACCAUUCAACCCUUUAGCCAUUGAGAAGAAAGAAUCAAAAGGAAGACACUUAUGCAUGGAAUGGCUUGACAAACAAGAUCCAAAUUCAGUCAUAUAUGUGUCUUUUGGGACCACAACAAGCUUUAAAGAGGAUCAAAUUGAACAGAUUGCAACUGGGUUGGAACAAAGCAAGCAGAAGUUCAUAUGGGUGCUGAGAGAUGCUGAUAAAGGAGACAUCUUUGAUGGAAAUGAAACAAAAAGGUAUGAGCUUCCAAAUGGGUUUGAGGAGAGGAUUAAAGGCAUAGGGCUAAUUGUGAGAGAUUGGGCACCCCAAUUGGAAAUUCUGAGCCACACUUCAACAGGGGGGUUUAUGAGUCAUUGUGGAUGGAACUCCUGCUUAGAGAGCAUAACCAUGGGGGUGCCAAUAGCAUCAUGGCCUAUGCACUCUGACCAGCCAAGAAACACUGUUUUGAUAACACAGGUGCUCAAGGUUGGUUUGGUUGUGAAGGAUUGGGCACAAAGGAAUGCAUUGGUGACUGCGUCAGUUGUUGAGAAGGUUGUCAGAAGGUUGAUUGAAACAGAGGAAGGUGAUGAGAUACGACAGAGAGCAGUGAGGCUUAAAAAUGCCAUCCAUAGGUCCAAAGAUGAAGGUGGAGUUUCUCACCUGGAAAUGGAGUCUUUCAUAGCUCAUAUCACUAAUUAGUUUUAUCAAUUGAUAUGGCUGUGGAUGCUAGUCGAAUAUGAAAGCAUUUAACAGUCCAUGAGGUUAAUGCAAAAUAGGUUUGGCAUGAAAAUACCCACCUUUCUGUUUCUUCAUGGCAAAAUUUCCGUGAUAAAUAUGUAUGCUAAUGCAGGAGGUUACUGAAACAAAAGGGAUCGAGAAGUGGAGAUUUUGUUUGAUCCUGAUAGCUUUUUGGUUAUUUAUUAUUUUUAAUAUAUCUGUUUGUUUUACUGAUAAAAAAAAUUGUUAAACCUUUUUCCAAAAUUCUUAUCCAUAUAUUUCAGAACAAUCUUUCUUUGGUGCGAAUAAUUGUAUCGACUUGCAAAUUAAAGUUAUGAAUUUUUAUAUACGAUCUAA